GAUUCCAAAAUACCGAACGACCAGGUCAGGUCAAUAGAGCUGACCUGAAACCAAACGUGGCAUUUGGCGGGCAAAUUCAUAUUUAUCCCCAAAUUUUCAGACAAAUUCAAAAUUCAUUCAAAAAUUCCCCCUUUUUUUAUUUAUUUUAUUAUUUAACUUUUAGCUCCAGAUCUACCCGCCCUUUUCCAAAAGAAUUUUCCCGCAAAAAAUUCAGCAGUUUCAAUUUCCAGUAUAUCUAUCAAACAAUGGCCUAACCCACCACACCACACCACGAUUUUUCUAUCACAAAGAAAACCUAUUCAUGGCGGCCGUGGAAGAAACCCUAGUUGAGCAGAAACACGAGAAGGUAACAAUGGAGAAAGAGGAAAUGGAAGUAGACAAGGAAGAAGUUGUGAUGAGGGGAGAAGAAGAUGGAGGUGUAGGGAAAGAGGAGGAAGCGAAAAGUGAUGAUGCAAUUUCGCCGAAAACACCCGGUUCAAGGCCGACGAGGGAAAGGAAAACAGUGGAGAGGUAUUUUGAAUCUUUGGUUGCUAGAGGUUCUGCUACCAAACCCUUGUCCAUUGAGAAGGGUCAAGGUACACAGCUGAAGGACAUCCCAAAUGUGGCAUAUAUGCUGUCCAAGAGAAAACCUGAUGACAACCUGCAGACACUUCAUAGUAUUCUUUUUGGCAAGAAGACAAAGGCGCAUAGUUUGAAGAAAAACAUAGGGCAGUUUUCUGGAUAUGUUUGGAUUGAAAAUGAGGAAAAACAGAGGGCAAAAAUCAAAGAGAAGCUUGACAAGUGUGUCAAAGAAAAGCUACUGGUCUUUUGUGAUAUACUCAAUAUCCCAGUUAGUAGAUCUGCAUCAAAGAAGGAUGAGCUCUCUGUCAAGUUAUUGGACUUCCUGGAAUCUCCUCAUAGUACGACUGAAUCUUUGCUUGCUGAAAAGGAACAGAAGAGUAAGAAGCGAAAAUUGAAGGGAAAAACAUCCAAAAGGAAAGGUUCUGCAGACAAAGCUUCAGGAAAGUCAGCAAAGAAGCACAAGAAAUCUGAAGGGGAGAAGCGCAAUCAGUCACCGGAAAUAGAGGAAGACAAAACUGAUGAUGAACCAUCUAGUACUAGAGAUGAAUCUGCCGAUGACAAUGAUGAUGAGGAAGCCAAUGAAGUAGGAAGUGACCGAGAAGAGAGUGGUUCAGAGAAUGAGGAAGAGGAGGAGAAACCAAAGAAAAAGAAGUCCAAUGGUAAUGUUUCUUCAAAGGAGGAUUCAGAGAGUGGUUCAGAGGAAGAGGAAGAGAAACCAAAGAAAAAGAGGUCCAAUGGGAAUGUUUCUUCAAAGAAGGAUUCUGGAAACAAAGUUACAGAGAAACCCAAGGCUGUGAAAAAGGUUAACCCUAAGAUCUCUUCAAGUACUGCUUCCAAAAGAGGAGCUUCUGAUGCUGAUUCACUAGUUACACCUAAGAAACAAAAAGCUGAAAAGAAAAGUCAAAAAGAAAAUGAGGCAGUGCAGGAAAAUGGUUCAAACAAGAAAAAUUCUACCAAGUCUGUUGCUAAGGUUUCUGAAAAGGGAGGAAAAGAAAAAAGUGGCAAGAAGGCCAAGGUAGAGCCCAGCAAUGAAGAAAUUCAUGCAGCAGCUGAAAAUAUCCUGAAAGAAGUGGAUUUUAACUCUGCAACUUUAUCUGAUAUCAUUCGAACACUAGGAAACCAUUUUGGUGUUGAUCUGAUGCAUAGGAAAGCGGAGUUGAAGGCUAUUAUCACUGAUGUAAUAAAUAACAUGAGUGAUGAGGAAGAUGGUGAUGACUCUGAAGCUGAGAAAGAUGAAAAUAAUGAAGGCGGUGACCCUGAGGCUGAGAAUGAUGAAAAAAAUGAGGGUGAUGAUCCUGAGACUGAGAAUGAUGAAGAAAAAAUUGAAGGUGAUGACCCUGAGGCUGAGUGCGAUGAAGACAAAAAUGAAGUUGAUGAUAGUGAUGCUUAGUUUACGAGUCAAGUAGAAGGAUAGGUAUUAGGUGCUAUACUUCCUGUUAGUUGUAUCUUUAGCUGGAUAUAAAAGAUGGUGACCCAGUGGGUUCGUUUGUAAGGCAUUUGUUGUCUUUGGUUGUUUUAUAGAUUUAACCUUUGCAUAGUUGCAUUUCUUUUAAAACUCUACCCUCUGAUGCCCAAAAUUAUAGUUCAGUUUCUUGUUUUAUGCGUUGUUUAUGUAAACUAUCCAAGUUGACAUUUGGUCAGAUGUAAGGUGUGGCUAUAAUUGUGUAUUUAGUUGAGUCUUGAACAUAAUUAUGAAAAGCCUCAAAAGUAUGGUAUGAGGGUUUAUUAUCGUUGCUGCA
Molecule: messenger RNA, 2300 nt
Organism: Capsicum annuum
Lineage: Eukaryota; Viridiplantae; Streptophyta; Magnoliopsida; Solanales; Solanaceae
Product: DEK domain-containing chromatin-associated protein 1
Exons: 11
Coding region: 302-1951 (549 amino acids)
Biological process (GO): regulation of double-strand break repair; chromatin organization
Cellular component (GO): nucleus
Molecular function (GO): DNA binding; histone binding
Source: RefSeq, a predicted model, not a curated record